AUGGUGAGUAAAAAGGAAUCUGUGUUUUAUUUGUGCAACCAUUUUGAUAACAUAAAUAGUGCCAAAUUUUUUGAAGAAAAUAAUUUAAUAUUCAUGGAUAAUGUUUUUGUCAAAACAAAAGAAGGGUCAUUAACAUUAUGGAAUAUAGAACAUGAUACAUGUAUUAUCAAAUGGAAUGUAAAUAAUUUUACUUUUAUUAAACCAUAUCGAAUAAACAACCAUCAAAUAGUUACUCCUAUAAAUCAUGAUGGAGAUAUUGCUAUAUAUGAUCUAAAAAUUGAGCAAGAAACUAAUUCACACAACUAUUUUUUUAAUCCAAAGAAAACAAAUACAUGUGAAGAUAUAUUGAAUUAUGAUGAUAGUAAAGGUUAUAAUACAAAUGAUAAUUUUUUUUUUUACUUAAUAAAACGUUUACUACAUCUGAUGAUAUAUAAAAAAGUUGAAAAUGUUGAAUCAAUAUAUAUUAACACAGAACAUAAUAAUAAUGAUAAUUGUUAUGGAUAUAAUAAAAAAAAUAUAGAGAUGUAUAAAGAAAUUAUCGUUACAAAUCCUAUUCCUUAUUUAGGUGAAACAUAUAUUAUGGUUUGCUAUAAGCUUUCCUUAUUUUGUUUGUAUGAUUAUAGGAUGACAACUAAUUGUGUAAAAUACUUCAUUCUAAAUAAUAUGAAUGAUACUAUUUUAAGUUAUCAUAUGAAUAAUAUUGUAAUAAGAAGUGACGAUAAAAUUUUAUUAUCCAUAACAAACAGUUGUAAUAUAAAUAUAUAUAAUUUAAAUAAUAUAAAAAAAAUUGAUCAUAUAUCAUCUUAUAAAUUUAAUUAUCUUAAUUUUAUUGAUUUUCAUAAACUCUCCUUAUUUUUUGCAGUAGCAGAAAACAGUAAAAUUUUUAUAUGGGACCAGCCCGCAUCAUAUUAUAAUAAAGACAUAAAAAUAUAA
Molecule: messenger RNA, 933 nt
Organism: Plasmodium adleri (nom. inval.)
Lineage: Eukaryota; Apicomplexa; Aconoidasida; Haemosporida; Plasmodiidae
Product: conserved Plasmodium protein, unknown function
Exons: 3
Coding region: 1-933 (310 amino acids)
Molecular function (GO): protein binding
Source: RefSeq, a predicted model, not a curated record